Serinus canaria (Common canary) is the source of this 849-nucleotide messenger RNA. It is a transcript of the gene SCO2, whose product is annotated as protein SCO2 homolog, mitochondrial. The coding region runs from base 78 to 833 and encodes 251 amino acids. The record is from RefSeq and is a predicted model, not a curated record. The transcript has 2 exons. Gene Ontology annotation, biological process: mitochondrial respiratory chain complex IV assembly. Lineage: Eukaryota; Metazoa; Chordata; Aves; Passeriformes; Fringillidae.
GCAGCGGCGCCGGUGCUCCGGGCGGGAGCGGCGGCGGACGGGGCGCGGGGGGACCGGGCAGAGCCAAAGCCCCAGCGAUGCUGCGGUCCCUGCGCCCCAUCCCGCAGCUGUACCACUCGCGGCUGUGCCCAGCCCCGUGCCACCCCCGGCGCCGCCUGGCCGUGCCCCCCGCCGCCCCGCGGCUCCCGCUGCGGCGGCGCCUGGCGGUGGUGGGCGCGGUGGCGGGCGCGGCGGCCGCGGGCUGGCUGUACCUGCGGCACCAGAAGGAGCGGCAGCAGCGCUCCCGCCGCCUCCAGCACCUCCGCCAGCUGGCGCUGGGCCAGGGCGACUUCCAGCUGCAGGACACGUCGGGGGCGGCGCGGAGCAAGGCGGAUUUCCUGGGCCGCUGGGUGCUGCUGUACUUCGGCUUCACGCACUGCCCGGACGUGUGUCCCGAGGAGCUGGAGAAGCUGAGCCGCGCCGUGGAGCUGCUGGAGCGCGACCCGGCGCUGCCGCCGCUGCAGCCGCUCUUCGUCACCGUGGACCCCGAGCGCGACGACGCGGCGGCGCUGGCGCGGUACCUGCGGGACUUCCACCCGCGCCUGCUGGGGCUCACCGGCACCCCCGAGCAGGUGCGGGCCGCCGCCGCCGCCUUCCGCGUCUAUGUCAGCGCCGGGCCCCGCGACGCCGACGGGGAUUACGUGGUGGAUCACUCGGUGCUCACGUUCCUCGUGGAUCCCGACGGCAUCUUCCGGGACUGCUACAGCCGCUCCCGCACGGCCGAGGAGGUGGCGCGGAGCGUCAGGGGACACAUGGACGCCUACGAGCCGCUGCCCCCCGGGGGAGGGCAAUAAACGGCCGUGAACCCCC